Messenger RNA from Dentiscutata erythropus, 378 nucleotides. Lineage: Eukaryota; Fungi; Glomeromycota; Glomeromycetes; Diversisporales; Gigasporaceae. The record is from the annotation of a GenBank genome assembly.
CAAGUAGUAGAGUCAGUUACUUCAACUUCGGAAGUGGGAGUGGUAGAGCAAGUAGUAGAGUCAGUUACUUCGACUUCGGAAGUGGGAGUGGUAGAGCAAGUGGUAGUUGGUUCGGUUUCUGUGACAUCUACCUCAACUGAAGUGGUAGAGCAAGAAGUUUUGGGUUUGGUCGUUUUGCAAGAAGAUGUGCGUUUAGUCGUUUUGCAAGAAGUUUUGGGUUUGGUCGUUUUGCAAGAAGAUGUGCGUCUAGUGGUAGAGCAAGUGGUAGUUGGUUCGGUUUCCGUGACAUCUACUUCAACUGAAGUUGUAGAGCAAGAAGUUUUGGGUUUGGUCGUUUUGCAAGAUGUGCGUCUAGUCGUUUUGCAAGUGGUUGUGUGA